CAGGUUGAGCACAGGUGUGCACGGGGCAGCGCUGAACGACUUUCCCAGACUUUUCGGUUUUACCGGAGCAGCUUCGCCCAGAGAGGAUGCUCUUGUCCCUUCAGCUCACACCUGAUAAAGGAAGCAGCGAGGGCUUAUUGUUGUUUCUGUGAGCAUUUUUUUUUUUUUUUUUUUUUGUCGUUGCUGCGGCUGUCGCUCAAAAUCAGAAGCAAAGUGAAGGACCGGGCGAUUUCCCCUCGGUUACUUUUAGGGAAUGCCAGUGGAAUGUUGCGCUUUUUUCGCUCCGUGACCGGACUCGACGUGAUGACCGUGUAGACUGUGUAGACCCGUGGCACCGGCUGUGACGGCGGCAGGCACCAGUACAAGAGACGGUUCGGUCGUCAACUGUGCUCAGACCUUGAAGAGGCACUAUAAAGCCGCAGCCGGGAUUUUGCACCGUGAAGAAAGUGACAUUGACAUUUACAACAAGGUGUCUAACAGACUGCACCAAUUUUUGCAGUAUUUCCUGUCUAGUUACGUGGGGUUUUUUUCCGUUUUUUUUUUUUUUUUGUUUUCGUCUUAUAAAACCCUCGCCUUCAUUGUGGUCGCUGACAGCGCAACAUCAGUCAUCUUUCCAUAUCAGAUAGGUGCAGCACGUUCCAGUGAACGUGGUUUUACGCAGAAAGAGGAGACGCUUGAGCGCCAGGCGAGAGACAAGCGCGCGGGGCAGCAUCAGGUGCCGGGGGCUGGAAAAGAAGACCGAAACGUUACCCAGAAGCCCGGCGGUGAGGUCCAGCCAUCAACAUGACGGACGGUCCGAGACAACGGAGCAGCACGGCAGGCUCUGCCAAGGAUGCUGCCGGCGAGACGGAGUCCGGGGGAGGAGUGGCGCUCAAGAAGGAAAUCGGGCUUGUGAGCGCCUGCGGUAUUAUUGUUGGUAACAUUAUCGGCUCAGGUAUCUUCGUCAGCCCGAAGGGAGUGAUGGAGAACGCCAGCUCCGUGGGCGUGGCCCUGAUCGUCUGGAUCAUCACUGGCAUCAUCACUGCCAUCGGGGCGCUGUGCUACGCUGAGCUGGGCGUCACCAUCCCCAAGUCGGGAGGAGACUACUCCUACGUCAAGGACAUCUUUGGAGGGCUGGCUGGGUUCCUGCGUCUGUGGAUCGCCGUGCUGGUCAUCUACCCGACCAACCAGGCUGUGAUCGCGCUGACGUUUUCCAACUACGUCCUGCAGCCUCUGUUCCCCACCUGCUUCCCCCCGGAGAAUGGCCUGCGUCUGCUGGCCGCCGUCUGCCUCUUGCUGCUGACAUGGGUGAACUGCUCCAGCGUGAGGUGGGCCACCAGGGUGCAGGACAUGUUCACCGCCGGCAAACUGCUGGCCCUUGCCCUCAUCAUCAUCAUGGGCAUCGUGCAGAUCUGCAAGGGAGAGUACUACUGGCUGGAGCCCGCCAAUGCCUUUGAGCCCUUCCAGGACUAUGAUGUGGGUUUGAUAGCCUUAGCCUUUCUACAAGGCUCCUUCGCCUAUGGAGGGUGGAACUUCCUCAACUACGUCACAGAGGAGCUGGUGGACCCCUAUGUGAACCUUCCUCGUGCCAUCUUCAUCUCAAUCCCCCUCGUGACCUUCGUGUACGUCUUUGCCAACAUCGCCUAUGUCACGGCCAUGAGUCCCCAGGAGCUGCUCGCCUCAAACGCUGUUGCCGUGACGUUUGGUGAGAAGCUGCUGGGAGUCAUGGCGUGGAUCAUGCCCAUUUCUGUGGCUCUCUCCACCUUCGGAGGAGUCAACGGUUCCCUCUUUACCUCUUCAAGGUGA
Molecule: messenger RNA, 1785 nt
Organism: Xiphias gladius (swordfish)
Lineage: Eukaryota; Metazoa; Chordata; Actinopteri; Istiophoriformes; Xiphiidae
Gene: slc7a8a
Product: solute carrier family 7 member 8a
Exons: 7
Coding region: 784-1785 (333 amino acids)
Biological process (GO): amino acid transmembrane transport; neutral amino acid transport
Cellular component (GO): membrane
Molecular function (GO): neutral L-amino acid transmembrane transporter activity; L-amino acid transmembrane transporter activity
Source: RefSeq, a predicted model, not a curated record